Messenger RNA from Bemisia tabaci, 2859 nucleotides. Its product is annotated as cytoplasmic dynein 2 intermediate chain 1. Gene Ontology annotation, molecular function: dynein heavy chain binding; dynein light chain binding. The record is from RefSeq and is a predicted model, not a curated record. Gene Ontology annotation, cellular component: cytoplasmic dynein complex. Gene Ontology annotation, biological process: intraciliary transport. NCBI's taxonomy places the organism in Eukaryota, Metazoa, Arthropoda, Insecta, Hemiptera, Aleyrodidae.
CCUGCCCCGGCCCUAGCCCGGGUCCUCCAGUGCGUCCAAGUCCCUCGGGUCGCCGCCGCCGUCGCAGGGAUGGCCAGGAAUCCCGUUUCGCAAGUGCCCGGAUUCAUAUCGUUUGAGCAGGAUAAAAGAGCUCAAAUAAGGACGAAGACAUCAAAGCCAGAGACCAAUCGACUCGCCAGGGAGACAGCGGGCAGCGUGCGAGUGACAACGGGGAGGCCGACGGAAACCAGCUCCGGGAUCAAAAAGAACUCUGUAAAUACUUCAAAAAGCUCGAUCAACUCGUCCUCCAGACCUACUUUGUCGACGAAAAGAACGGAGUCAAACCCGAAAACCCCGGCUGGUGUAGAUUCAAAGACGAGAAAUAAUGUAUCGACCAAAGUGCCAAAUGCUACCUACAAAACGGAUUCGAACCCAAGACCUCCGACGAGUGUCCCAAGCUCGAAAACAACCUCGCUCCGAUCAACGACUCAGGUGGCUCAAGACAGGACCUCCAAAAGUGGACCGAAAGGUUCCGCAUACAGCUCAACAAAACCCUCAGUUUCUUGGAAACCGGAGACCAGCAGAUCUCAACAACCAGCGCCGCGACAGAGCACUGCCAGCAAAGUUCCCAGUCGGCCGACCGUGAAAAUGAAAGAGGAGAUGGAUCGAAUAUCAUCUUCCAGCGAAGAGAGCCUUCACUACUCGGACGAUUUUGAGGACUACGAAUCCGACUUCGAGGAGUACGUGGGAUCGGACGAUGAUGACGUGGUGGAGAAAACCCCUCGGCAGGAGGAAAAGCCGACCGGAAAAGCGGCUUUCGGUGAGGAAAUGACCCACGAUUCCGGGACCUACGACAUGACGGCCGCCCCGCACCGCACGGACCACAUGCAGACGAUACAAGAGAAAGCCAGGGCAGAGAACCUCAACUUGGAUUUCAUCACCGGCGACUUCAACUCGCUCGUCUCAAAGGAUGAGGGCUUCGAGGAUUUCAAGAAGGAGGAGAAUUCCUUAUCUUCUCUGCAGUAUCAUCAGUUCAUAACAUUCGAGACGGUCUCAAAAGAGGAACGAAAACAGAAAAAAUUACGGAAAAGCGAGCUGCGAGCGAGGAAGCUGCUGUCGAUGUUCCGCCUGGAUCAGAAAGGCGGGAUCCUCAUGAACAUGGCUCCCAUCCCUUACGAGAUCUACAUGCAGUGCUACGGACGCUCAAACACGCUCCAGAUCAGUACACAGACGGAGGAUAACAGGCCUUCAACUGAGGUCCAAACCGAGGAGGAAGAGAAGCGAACAAAAUGGACCCAAAUUCCAGGUCCGAUCAAAGAUAACCCGAAUAACGCGACGGGCUUGAACCGUGCUCCCACACUUCAGCAGACAAGGGAAGGCGUUGGAGAUGAUUCCAUGAGGUCCCAAGAGGCUAUCGCGGCUGACAUAACGGAGCGGAAUAUUUACAAACUGGAUGGAAAGAGGUUGGAUCGAUUCCUAUCCAUUGCAGGAAAGAGAAUUCUCAUGCUUUUGGAAAGGAACUCCCGAGGCGUCCGGCACGGAAGCUACCAAUUAGAAAAGGACAAGUCUCUGGAAUUUAGUAAAGGCUGCAUUCCUUUACGGACUGAAAAAAUUAAAUUCUUGAGGAAUCGCCCUGUGACAUCUGUUGUUCUGGAACCGACAAGAUGCACACAGUGCCUCACUGUACAUACUCCGACCCCAAAAAAUGAAAGAGUGGACGCUUCUGAAAAUAGGACAAUCCUCUGCGUUUGGAAUAUCGCGGAGCCCUCUAAACCGACGAAACUCCUAACAACUCCUACCGACCUCUCAUGUUGUGGCUUCAACUGGCCUCAUCCACACCUCAUUCAAGCCGGACUCAAGGAGGGAUCAAUUGCAGUUUGGGACACCAAAGAAGCAGCAGGGUUCCAUCAAAGGGUGAACUCGGAAGAUGAAAGCAGCGAAUGGGUUUUAAGGGUUCCUUCAUACAUAACAGCUGCAAAGGUGAAUGAAACAAAUCAUUUAGAGCCGAUAGUUGGGUUAGAAUCAAUCAGGCAUGAGCUGCAAUCGACCGACAACGAUCGAUCUCCUUCACAGAUAUGCAGUUUGGACCAAAAAGGCUUGAUUAUUAUUUGGACUCUAGUGCAGACGGGCCCUGCUUCAAAAAACCCUGACCAAGGUCAAGCUUACUGGAGUAAAAUUAAACUCGUCAAGAGUAAAACUUUGCACGCGUUUGAGAACAUUCCCUCAUCUCUGAUGGAUGAUCGUUCAGCCACGUCUCUCACGCUGCAGGAUCAGCACGUGUUCGUAACGACGAACACGGCUCAAAUUGUGCGAAAAAGUUUCGCGAGCGGGUCUUCCAAUAGAAUGGCAUACCGGUCACAUACUGAUGAGUUUACUGGUAUUGAAAGUGUUAAAAUCUGUCCAUUUGAAGGAAACUAUUUCCUGGCUGGCUGUGAAAAUGGAGGAAUACAACUUUACUUCCAAAAACGCUGUACUCCUCUCAUCUGCUUUUUUGGUGCGAUAGAAACAAAUGGAUCAGGAAUCAAAAGCAUACAUUGGUCAAAUUUGAAACCUGGAGUAUUUUUCGUCCUGGACAGCAACUCAAGUAUCCACCUAUGGGAUUUGUGUUCCAGCGACAUGCACCCAUAUCUAAGUAUUCCUUUCCCGGACCGGAGGAUUACUAGCAUCAGCACUGCCUCUGAUGAUUUCCAUGCAGCCUUUCUAGCAUUUUCAACAAUGGACGGGGUGGUGGAAUUACAUCAACUGAAAGAGGAAUGGACCGGUUCCGACAAACAAAGAUUUGAAAGAGAUUUAGAAAAAUUUACAUGUUAUUUGAAUGUUUUACUGUGAUAGAAUGAAUAAAUAAAAAAAUAAAAACUCAACCACCUUGUUACAACUUUA